Molecule: messenger RNA, 635 nt
Organism: Paramecium pentaurelia
Lineage: Eukaryota; Ciliophora; Oligohymenophorea; Peniculida; Parameciidae
Source: the annotation of a GenBank genome assembly
AUGCAAACAAACAAAUAAAUAUGGAAUCUGGUUGCUAAUAAAUUGUAGUCUAAUUUAUAUCUAAAUUUAUAACUAUAAGGACUAUAUCUAAUUUUGAAUACUUAAGAAUAAAAACUUAAAGUUGUGAAUUUAAAAAUUUUCCAAUCAUAUUUUUUAUAUGUUCAUGAAUUUUUUAAAUAUUUGAAUUUGUAUAUUAAAAUGGAAGAGAGAAGAAAUUUCAAACUUGUAAAUGAGCAAAAGAUUUAACAGUAAGACAUUUAAUCACUUCUUAAAUUUAUAAGAAAAAGUAUAUUUAUGGAUAAGAAGAUUCCAAAAAUAAAUAAGUAUUUUUAUUUGGGUGCAUUCUUACAAUAAAUAGAUAGAUUAUAAUUAUAGAAGAUAUUUGAAUAUUUUUGGGCUGUUGCAGAUUUUAUCUUAUUUUAAAACAAAUUGAAUUAUCUUAGUCAAAAUGAUAAAUUGCCAAAAGGAAUAGUUGGGCGUGUUAAUGAAUUGAAUGAUGAGAUUGUGGCUUGUUAGUUAAAUGUUGAAGUAUCUACUUACAAGAGGUAAUAAAAUAUAAUUUGUUAAGAAUGUUCUAAUUAUUUUAUGACAGUCAGUCAUUUAAUUUAAUAUAUGAUGAUAUAAAGGCUACUUGA